CCGCGCGCCUUUUAAAAAUAAAACCUGUUCCAUGAUGAGCACCGAUGCGGAUUGGCUCCAGGCCGCGUGGGAAGAGUGUCCUAAUUAGCAUAAUGGGAGUUUCCUCGCCUUGACUUCCGGGUGUUUGGAAAGAUGGCCGUGGCGGUGAUGGAGCCUGUGCUGGAAAGGCUGGAGGAGCCCUUAUUGGGGCCUGAUGGUGAAGACAGACGCAGAUCUGGAGAUGUUAUGGAAAUGCUACAGCAGUAUAAGAGCCGAUGGAGAGCCAUUCGGAUAAUGUACCUUACCAUGUUCUUCAGCAGUGUUGGUUUUUCUAUUGUAAUUAUGUCAAUAUGGCCAUAUCUUCAAAAGAUAGAUAAAACUGCAGAUGAAAGCUUCCUUGGCUGGAUUAUUGCAUCAUAUAGUAUUGGUCAAAUGAUAGCUUCCCCCUUCUUUGGAGCAUGGUCUAACUACCGGCCAAGAAGAGAGCCUCUUAUAGUUUCAACUACUAUUUCGGUGGCUGCUAAUUGCCUCUAUUCCUAUGUCCAUUUACCCACUUCUCACAACAAAUACUACAUGCUGGCCGCUCGAGCCCUGGUGGGAUUUGGUGCAGGAAAUGUAGCAGUAGUUCGGUCAUACAUUGCAGGUGCUACUUCUCUUGCCGAACGAACAAGUGCUAUGGCAAACACUAGUGCAUGUCAAGCAGUGGGAUUCAUACUGGGACCAGUUUUCCAGACUCUUUUUACACUCAUUGGAGAAAACGGAUUUACUUGGAAAAUCAUUCAUCUCCAGGUGAACAUGUACACAGCACCCGUUCUGUUUGGAGCUCUUCUAGGAAUUAUUAACAUUGUUCUCAUUGUUGCUGUAUUUAGAGAACAUCGUGUAGAUGACUUGGGACGGCCACAAAAUAGCAUUAACUGUGAAGAAAAAGAAAAUGAUGAAGUGGGCCAGGAAACCCAAGCAAAUAUUGAUCAUGUGGCCGUUGUAUCAACAAAUUUCCUUUUCUUUGUCAUCUUAUUUGUUUUUGCAGUCUUUGAAACCAUAGCUACACCAUUGACAAUGGAUAUGUAUUCCUGGACCAGGAAAAAAGCAGUGUUUGUCAAUGGCAUAAUCCUUGGUGCAGUCGGCAUUGAAUCAGUCAUUGUAUUUGUAGCAGUUAACACCCUUUCUAAAAGAACUGGUGAACGUGCUAUACUUUAUGGAGGCCUAGUGAUUAUCUUGGUUGGAUUCUUUAUCUUACUACCUUGGGGAAAGCAGUUACCUAAUAUCCAAUGGGAAGAUGUGAAGAAUAAUUCAAUUCCUAGAACUGCCUUCAGUGAAACUCUUGCCUUAUUUUGGACACUGCAAACCCAGCUUUCAUCCAAUAAUACGGUUGAAACCACUGGGUGCCCUAUUAUACAGUCCUGGUGCCUCCAUACUCCAGUAAUCCAUCUGGGCCAAUACAUCACUACAGAUAUUCUAAUAGGCCUGGGUUAUCCAGCUUGUAGUGUUAUGUCAUACACCUUAUAUUCAAAGAUCUUAGGACCAAAGCCUCAGGGAAUUUACAUGGGCUGGUUAACUGCCUGUGGAAGUGCUGCCCGUAUACUUGGCCCAGUCUUUGUCAGCCAACUCUACACACACUUCGGACCCCGCUGGGCUUUCAGCCUCAUCUGUGUAAUUGUUGUUCUUUCUCUCUUACUCUUGGAAAUAGUGUAUAAGAGACUUGUUGCAUUUUCUGUCAGACAUGAGAGGCUACAAGAGCAACUUUCUUAAGAAUGGGUAACUGCUGAUCCGUUUGUGCACCACUGUUAGUGCAGAAGUGCAAUUUUAUGUCUAAUGGAAAUGCAUAACUACUGUAGAUCAUCUUAACACUACUACAAUAACAUGUUGAUUAGGAGACUUGUGUUCAGUAAGGGUUGGCUACUGUGAUCAAAGUAGGUACCAAAAGCUCUAAUACAUAUAGUUGAAGAGAUGACCAGAAUCCCAACUUCACUUUCGAAUGCACUUAUACUUUUUAAAAAAUAUCUUGAUUCUGUGAAUCAGGUCUUAUAAAACUGUUUUUCAAAUUGAACUUGAAUUCUUUGUGCUUCAUAAAGCAUAUGAGACCUCUUACAUUUUAAUAGAUCUUAACAAGGCUUGACAGAAAAUGCUGGAGGUAAAUGUAUCUCACUGUAGAUGCCUUAUCUUGAUUAAUAUAGGUGCGAAUAGAAUUUGAUAAGAACAAUACAGUAAUUUGUCAUGCUGUUUUUGGAGCUUUGAUUUCAAUGUAGUUGCUGCUACUAAUUAUAGCUGCUUUUCAGCUCUUGCCAGUGGAAAGCAAGUAAGAAGGUAAUUGAGAAUAACCUCACUUUGUCCAAAAUACGGCUGCUAAUGUAUAGUAACACAGCAUUUGCUGCCAUUAACUAAUGAAAGCAUUCACUGUUCUCCAGGCAUUUCUAUAAAAAUGUAGAGAAUAGUAUCAUUUGUCUGAAUUAUUUAUCUGCUACUUAAUAAAACUACAAGAAAUUGCACUGGGAUCGUCAUAAAAUUAUAAUUUCUGUAACACCUUGAAUAUUUUUAACAGUUUUACUGUUUCUUCAAUAGAACCUAAGCAAAACCUUUGUGAUUAUUAAAAUGAAAUGAGCUAUAUCUCCCC
Messenger RNA from Anolis carolinensis (green anole), 2590 nucleotides. RefSeq names its product major facilitator superfamily domain containing 8 (gene mfsd8). The coding region runs from base 133 to 1728 and encodes 531 amino acids. The transcript is spliced from 12 exons. Gene Ontology annotation, cellular component: lysosomal membrane. Gene Ontology annotation, molecular function: transmembrane transporter activity. Gene Ontology annotation, biological process: transmembrane transport. Lineage: Eukaryota; Metazoa; Chordata; Lepidosauria; Squamata; Anolidae. The record is from RefSeq and is a predicted model, not a curated record.